AUGACUGAAAAUCAACAUGCAAGUGAUAAUCGACAUCAUUUAGCUAUAUGGUGUCGUGCUGAAAUAUUUACAUUUGGUGCAUUAACAACACCACCACCACCUGAGAUUACACCUGCUAGUUUAAAAUCUAUUGUCAAAUAUAUGAAAAAAAGUAAUACUGCAGGUUAUCCAAAAAUGAAUUAUAUGCUUUGGCGACAUAUUGCUUGUUCUAAAUUACAUAUGUCUGAAGAAUUAGCAUGGAUGUAUUUUGAAACAUAUGGUGUAUUAACAAAUACUUUAGCUCAACGUCGAAUACAAACUGAUAUUCAAAUGGCUAAAGCAAAUAGUACAGCUGAGAUCGAACGACUUAAAGAUUCACGAAAAGUUGAUAGUCUUGCUUUUAUUCUUCUUCUAUUUCUUCAAUCAUUUCAUCAAAUUGAUCUUAAAUCAACACUUUCACGUGAUGAAUGGCCGAAUCGUAAACGAAAUUCUGAUUUAGAUGCUCGAAAAAAUCGCAUUUAUGAUGAACAAAGUCAUCAAUUAUUUAUUCAAGCACAUUUAGAUGAUCUAUUAAAUAUUGUUUCAGAAACAUCAGAAUCAAAUAAUAAUGAAAAUGUUCAAUCUGCUACAUUAAGUAUGGAUGCUGUUAUAGCUCUUAGUUAUAUAUUCGAAGGAACACUUCAUGAUAGCCUUCGAAAAAUUGUUCCAUUACAUGUUAUUAUUCAAAAUUCAUCAAUUCAACAUGAAAUUGGCAUAAAUAAAUCGAUUGUUCCAUUUAAAAAUUUAUCAAAUUUAAUACGUCGUUCACUUAUUGCAAAUCCAUUUCAAGUUGGACAAACAAUGAAACGUGGAACACUUUUACCAUUACCAUUUAAUAAUCCAACACAUGAACAAAGAUCGGGUCGAGUUUUGUGUAAUUCAAAUUUUGCAGAUGAAUCACAUCGAUUUGUAUUAAUGACAAUGAUAAAUAGAUCAUUAAGUGAUCAGCAAUCGACUGAUAUUAUUAAUGCAGAAUUUCGUAUUCAUCGUUGUAGUUAUUCAUAUAUUUAUAUACUUGCACCAUUACGAUGCGUUGAAGUUCGUAAAUGUCAUAAUGUAACAAUUGUUCUUGGUACUGUUGAAACAACAUUAAAAGUAACAGAUUGUGAAAAUGUAUCAGUAUCAGCUGUAUGUCGUCGAUUACUCAUUAGUCAAUGUCGUUCAUCAUCAUUUUAUAUUCAUACACCAACACGACCAUUAAUACAAUUAAAUUGUGCUAGUUUACUUUUUGCACCAUAUAAUGCAUCACAUGUUGAAUUACCUGAACAAAUGGAACGUGCGGGACUUUGUAAAGAACUUAAUCUAUGGAAUAAACCAUUAGUUACACAUCCAGCUGGUUAUGUUGAUGAACAACCAUGGUCACUUCUUCCACCAGAUGAUUUCUAUCCAAUUAGUUCAAUUCGAUUAGAAGAUCAACAAACGGAUGGUUUAAUUCCUCUUCCAUCUGAAUAUCAAUCAGCUAUAGAUAAAAGACAAAAAUCGAUCUCAUCAUUAGCUAAUGAAAUAACAGCUGCACAAUUAAAUCCUGAACAACGUCAACGUUUUCAACGUUUUGUUGUAUCAAAUUUUGAAGCAUGGCUUGAUGCAACAGGAAAUGCAAAAAUUCUUAAUCAUCUUUCCAGUUUACAACAACAAUAA
Molecule: messenger RNA, 1656 nt
Organism: Rotaria sordida
Lineage: Eukaryota; Metazoa; Rotifera; Eurotatoria; Philodinida; Philodinidae
Source: the annotation of a GenBank genome assembly